GGUUUCAAUGUUGCCCGCUUUGGAUUAGCCCAUCAAAUCAAAUAUGAUAAUAACGGCGAAAUUGGUUAGCAUUUGUUUGGGCGUCGCUUUGACAGCCUUCACCAUCUCCACCAUUGUGCUGGCCGUGCAGAAGGCCAACUUGCAGGAUGACCUGCGCGAUGCACGGGAGAAACUCGAUUUGCUCGAGGGAGGCUUCACAUCCACAACGGCAUUGCCAUCAAGUACCCCCACCACCACAGGGCCCGGCACAGGGACUACAGAAUCGCCUCCGGAGAAGAUUAAUUAUCGAUUGCCGACUGCUCUGACGCCCACCAACUAUGAUCUCACCUUGCAUCCGAAUAUUGAUACGGGCACGUUUAGUGGUGAUGUGAUUAUCUAUAUAACGGUAAACGAGCCAACCGAUCAGAUAAUAUUGCAUUCGCUCUAUUUGGACAUAAAGAGUGUAGUAGUCUACGAAACCGGGGAAUCCAGUGUGAUUGUCGAGAACUUCACUUUCGAUACAGUUCGAGAGUUCAUGAUCAUCAAUUUGAACACGAAGUUGACUGUCGGAUCUCUUGUCCACCUUUAUAUCGAAUUUUCGGGGAAUAUGGCCAACAAAAUUGUGGGCCUGUACAGUUCCUCAUAUUUGAAGGCCGAUGAGACACGCAAAACGAUUGCGACCUCCAAAUUUGAGCCAACCUACGCACGACAGGCAUUCCCAUGCUUCGAUGAACCCGCUUUGAAGGCCACCUUUGAGAUCAAGCUGGUGCGGCCAACGGGUGGCAAUUAUCAUGCGCUGUCUAACAUGAAUGUCGAUGUGGAGGUUGAUGAAGGCGCCACCACCGACGUUUUGUUUGCCAAGAGUGUGCCCAUGAGCACAUAUCUGGCUUGCUUCAUAAUCUCCGAUUUUCAGGCCAAAACGGUGAAGAUCGAUACGAAGGGCAUUGGCAAGACUUUCGAUAUGGGCGUCUAUGCAACGCCCGAGCAGAUCGAUAAGGUUGAUUUUGCCGUGAAUGUGGGCAAGGGGGUCAUUGAAUACUAUAUCGAUUACUUCCAAAUUGAGUAUCCACUACCCAAACUGGACAUGGCUGCCAUACCAGACUUCGUAUCGGGCGCCAUGGAGCACUGGGGUCUGGUCACCUUCCGUGAGACCUCGCUGCUGUACGAGGUGGCCACUAGCUCGACGGUAAAUAAGCAGCGCAUUGCCAGUGUUAUUGCACAUGAAUUUGCGCACAUGUGGUUCGGAAAUCUAGUUACCAUGCAGUGGUGGAAUGAUUUAUGGCUAAACGAGGGCUUUGCCAGCUUUAUUGAGUAUCUGGGUGUUGAUUCCGUAUAUCCCGAGUGGCAAAUGCGUGAUCAAUUUAUUGUGAGCACUUUGCACGGAGUGUUUAGCUUGGAUGGCACUCUGGGUUCCCAUCCCAUUAUACAGAAGGUUGAGAAUCCCGAUCAGAUAACGGAAAUCUUUGACACUAUUACGUAUUCCAAAGGCUCCUCUCUCGUUCGCAUGUUGGAAGACUUUCUUGGCGAGCCAAUCUUCCGUCAAGCGGUCACAAACUAUUUAAAUGAAUACAAAUACAAAAACGCUGUGACUGCUGACUUCUUUAACGAGAUUGAUAAGCUGGAUCUGGAAUAUAAUGUGACGGAUAUUAUGCUCACAUGGACGGUGCAGAUGGGUCUGCCCGUGGUCACGAUCGAAAAACUCUCGGACACUGAAUACAAAUUGAAGCAGAAGCGUUUCUUGUCCAAUCCCAAUGACUACAAUGAAGGCCACGAGCCCUCAGAAUUCGACUAUCGCUGGUCUAUACCCAUAACAUAUACGACCAGCGCGAAUCCUCAAGUGCAGCGAGAUUGGUUUUAUUACGAUUAUGGCGAAAUGAUCAUUAAGUUACCCGCCGCAGUGCAGUGGAUCAAGUUUAAUCACGAUCAGGUUGGCUAUUAUCGCGUCAACUACGAUCAGGCAUUAUGGCAAUCACUGGCCAAUCAAAUGGUAGCCAAACCAGACGCCUUCAGUGCUGGAGAUCGUGCCUCCAUACUGAACGAUGCAUUCGCUUUGGCGGAUGCCACACAGCUGCCCUAUGAGGUUGCCUUCGACAUGACCAAGUAUCUGGACAAAGAGGUCAACUAUGUGCCCUGGAGCGUGGCUGCCUCCAAGCUGACAUCACUGAAGCGCACCCUCUACUACACCAGCACCUUUGUCAAGUACAAGAAAUACGCAACUGCUCUGAUCGAACCCAUCUACACAUCGCUCACCUGGACCGUGGGCGAGGAUCAUUUGGACAACCGCCUACGUGUGACUGCCUUGGGUGCUGCCUGUUCUCUGGGUCUGGAUGCGUGCCUGACUGAAGGAGGUCAGCAAUUCAAGAUUUGGCUGGCCACUCCCGACAAGCGUCCCAGUCCCGAUGUGCGCGAGACCGUCUACUACUACGGCAUGCAAUCGGUUGGCAAUCAGGAGAUUUGGGAGGCCGUCUGGGAACUGUUUAUCAGCGAAACCGAUGCCAGUGAGAAAUCGAAGCUUAUGUAUGGUCUGUCAGCUAUACAGGAGCCGUGGCUGCUUCAACGCUACAUUGACCUGGCGUGGAACGAGGAGUAUGUGCGUGGUCAGGAUUACUUCAGCUGCUUAACCUACAUCUCGUCUAAUCCCAUGGGUGAGUCGCUGGUGUGGGAUUAUGUCCGCGAGAACUGGAUGCAGUUAGUCGCUCGCUUUGGUCUCAACGAGCGUUACUUGGGAAAUUUGAUACCAUCGAUAACUGCGCGCUUCCACACCCAAACGAAGCUCGAGGAAAUGGAGCACUUCUUUGCCAAGUAUCCCGAGGCGGGAGCCGGCACUGCCGCCCGAGUUCGUGCUCUGGAGACGGUCAAGAACAACAUCGUCUGGCUGGCUGAAAAUCUCGAGAGUGUGGAUGCUUGGCUCGACAAGCAGGAUAAACAGCUGAGCUUAACUGUUGUCGCUCGACCGGCUAAGAUGCAUAUAACGGACAAUUGGUUGCGAGUGGUAUUGUUUUGGAGCGUGGCCACAACGAUAGUUGUCGCCGAGCAACGCACACAAGAGGGGAAGCGUACAGUAUUCGAGGAGAUUGAUUAUCGUCUGCCGACGGCACUUGUGCCCACGCACUACUCUCUGCAUCUGCAUCCGGAGCUGGAUACGGGCAACUUUACGGGCCAGGAGCGCAUCUCCAUAAAAGUGUUGGAGGCAACAAAUCAAAUCAUUUUACACUCCCACAACCUGGACCUUGACAGCGUUUAUGUGCUCAACAAUGAGGUGACCAGCUAUGAGUUGGACGAGCUGCGUCAGCUGCUGAUCAUCAACUUGCAGGAGGAGCUGGAGGUAGAUGCAGCUAUUACGCUUGGCAUAACUUUUUCAGGACAAAUGCGCAACAAAUUAGUUGGAUUAUACAGCAGCAGCUAUGCGACGCCUGCGGGGCAGCAGCGCAACAUUGCGACUACGCAAUUUCAGCCAACUUAUGCGCGCCAGGCAUAUCCAUGCUUCGAUGAACCCGCCAUGAAGGCCACCUAUAAUAUCAGCGUUGUACAUCCCACUUCCGGUAACUAUCAUGCACUGUCCAACAUGAACCAGGUGGACACGAUGUUACUGGGCGAGAACACGAUGGCCAGCUUUGCCACCAGUGUGCCCAUGAGCAGCUAUUUGGCCUGUAUCAUUGUCUCCGACUUUGACUCGGAGACCAGCACGGUGAAAGCAAAUGGCAUUGGCGAAGACUUCGAGAUGCGUGCCUUUGCCACUCCCCAUCAGAAGAGCAAAGUGACAUUUGCAUUGGGAUUUGGAACAGCUGUCACAGAGUACUACAUUCAAUACUUCAAGGUGGCGUAUCCACUUCCCAAGUUGGAUAUGGCUGCCAUUCCCGAUUUUGCCUUGGGUGCCAUGGAGCACUGGGGUCUACUUACAUAUCGUGAGACUGCUCUCCUCUAUGAUGAGCAGAUUAGUUCCACGUUGGAUAAGCAGUCAGUGGCUAGUGUACUGGCUCACGAGAUUACUCAUCAGUGGUUCGGCAAUCUGGUCACCAUGAACUGGUGGAAUGAUCUUUGGCUAAACGAAGGAUUCGCUCGCUUCAUGCAGUACAAGGGCGUCCAUGCUGUGCAUCCCGAUUGGGGAAUGCUGGAACAAUUUCAAAUAAUUGCACUACAUCCAGUUUUGGUGUUCGAUGCGAAACUCUCCUCACAUCCCAUUGUGCAAAAAGUGGAGUCUCCGGAUGAAAUAUCGGCCAUUUUUGAUACGAUUAGUUAUGAUAAAGCUGGUUCUGUGUUGCGCAUGUUGGAGACUCUUGUCGGGCCAGAGAAGUUUGAGUUGGCUGUUACCAACUAUUUGACCAAAUACUCAUACAAGAACACGGUCACCGACGACUUUCUGACUGAAGUGGCUGCCCAGGUCAGUGACUUUGAUGUCAAGCAAUUGAUGCGCACUUGGACCGAGCAGAUGGGCUAUCCAGUUAUCAAUGUGCGUCAAACCGAUACCGGUUUCCUUAUUACCCAAAAGCGAUUCCUCUCCAACAAAGCCAGCUACGACGAGGAGGUGGAACCAUCUGAAUUCGGGUACAAAUGGAACGUUCCAAUCACUUAUUUAAUGGACAACGGCUAUACUGACAAUUUAAUUUUUGAGUACGACGUUGAUGAGAUCGGAGUGGCAGCGCUAUCUGAUAUCAACUGGAUCAAGCUGAAUGUGCAUCAGGUGGGUUACUAUCGCGUCAACUAUGAGGAAAGUCUGUGGCAGAAACUCAUCCAAGAGCUCGUCGAGAAACAUUCGCGUUUCGACAUUGCGGAUCGGGCGCAUUUGUUGGACGAUGCCUUUGCAUUGGCCGAUGCCAGUCAGUUGUCCUACACUGUCCCACUGGAGAUGACCGCCUACCUAGCUGAUGAGCUUGACUUUGUCCCCUGGUACGUCGCUGCCUCCAAACUGCAAACUCUCAAGAGCCAUCUCAUGUUCACCGAGAGCUACGUCUCCUACUUGACUUAUGCUCGUACCCUGCUCACCAAUGUCUACCAGGAGGUCGGCUGGACGGUCGAUGCUAACAACCAUUUGAAAAAUCGCCUACGGGUUUCAGUCCUUUCCGCUGCCUGUGCUUUGGGAGUACCUGACUGCCUGACUCAGGCAACGAACCGUUUCAGUACUUGGCUCCAGAAUCCCACCGCUGCCAAUCGUCCUGCACCAGAUCUGCGUGAAGUGGUCUACUACUACGGCAUGCAGCAGACGAGCAGCGAGUCCAAUUGGGAGCAGUUGCUGGAAUGGUUCAAGGCAGAGACGGAUGCUAGCGAGAAGUUGAAGCUGAUGUACGGUCUGUCGGCUGUGCAGAAUGGUCAGCUGCUCUACCGCUUCCUGGAGCUGGCUAGUGAUGAGAAUAUUGUGCGCUCCCAGGACUAUUUCACGUGUGUGCAGAAUAUCGCUGCCAAUCCGGUGGGUCAACCCAUUGUCUGGGAAUAUUAUCGAGAGCACUGGCCACAAUUAGUUGAUCGUUUUGGCCUCAACGAUCGCUAUUUUGGCAGAUUGAUUGUGAGUAUCACGAGUCGAUUUGCCAGCGAUGUUAAGCUUGAGGAAGUGCAGCAGUUCUUCAAGAAGUAUCCCGAGUCCGGAGUCGGUGCAACUUUCCGGCAACAAGUGAUUGAGACAAUCAAGUACAACAUUAACUGGCUGAAGGAGAACGCAGCCGACAUUUCCAGCUGGCUAAGCGGCACGGCCAGUCCAUUGGAAACGAAUAACCCAUAGAAAAAUUGUAUGGUCCCACUUAUUCACUUAUUUCCACAAUAAAAUGUAAAAAUAAAAAUAGAAUUACUAAUAA
This is a messenger RNA of Drosophila grimshawi, 5765 nucleotides long. RefSeq lists its product as uncharacterized. Gene Ontology annotation, molecular function: zinc ion binding; peptide binding; metalloaminopeptidase activity. NCBI's taxonomy places the organism in Eukaryota, Metazoa, Arthropoda, Insecta, Diptera, Drosophilidae. The record is from RefSeq and is a predicted model, not a curated record. Gene Ontology annotation, cellular component: cytoplasm. The transcript has 12 exons. Bases 44 to 5692 code for a protein of 1882 amino acids. Gene Ontology annotation, biological process: proteolysis; peptide catabolic process.